UUUACACCUAAUUGCCAACAGAAAUAAUAAUCGCAGUCUACCUUCACCUGUCUGUCCACCAACAUCGAUGAGAUGUUUCCGAUUUCCGCCGCUCUUUCCUCGCGGCUUAGCAUUAUUGUCUGAAAAUGGCGAAAAUAUUUUGUGAGAAAUGUAAGAAGAAGUGUCGGGGCGAAGUCCUUAGGGUCGCCGAUAAAUAUUUCCACAAAGGGUGCUUCACCUGUUCAAAAUGUAAUAAAAGCCUUCAGACCGGUGGAUUCUUCAUCAAUGAAGACAGCUUUUAUUGUCAAGACGACUAUCAGCGAUAUUUUGUGGAAAAAUGCAGGGUCUGUGCCCGUGAACUUGUCGGUGAAAUUGUUACGGUAUCCAAUCAUUCCUUUCAUCGGGAAUGUUUCAAGUGCACCAGUUGCUAUGUCAAUUUUCAUCCGGGUGAUCGUGUGACAAUUUGGCAUGAACGAUUCUUUUGCCCUAGAUGCAUUGGCCAGGAGUGUGUGAUAGUUCCCUCAUGCUCACAGUUGACACCCAAGUUGAAUGGUAUCUCUCUAUCUCCGACAUCCAUAACGGAUGAUGAGGGAUGUAUCAGUGCAGUGGAUGCCAGUCUGAGUGAAUUCGCUUCGCCACCUCAAGCUGGCUCUGGGCCAACCACCAAUGGGAGAAGUAAAUCAGUUCAACUACGGAGCAUCGAGGAAUUCCCCUGGAACUCCUCUCAAUCAAAGUGUAUCACUUCAAACGAACAGCCUCAAAAAUCGAAAUCAAUUCUGCGCAAAUCUGGGCAAGAUCACACUGUUGACCGUUUGGCUUUACGUGAAAACAGUCAUUUAAGUGCAGAUUCCGGAGUUGGUGAUCGUUUAUGCGAGUCGAAAACUUCGGAAGAUCCAAUCCACGUACCCCUUUACUCAGAACAAAUGAACGGCGGCAAUGUCUUUUCGCCUUCCAAUGUCCUGUCUCCCACAGGCCUAUCAUCGUCUCAUCAUUCCCGACAGAGUUUAUCAACUCGUGUCCCCAACUCAGACUACGGACGUCUUCUGAACCAGUCUUACAUACAUCUGGACCCUACUUCCCCCACCUCACCUGAUGGAUACAAACGCAACGUCUCAUUCAACACUGUCACCAGUUGCGCCAAACCGAAGCACUUCCACAUUCCUGAGGCCAAAAGCCGAUUCCUCCCCGUGGGCGUGCGAACGCAUUCUAUACUGUUCAGUCGAUCCACCAGUAGUAACACCAUGCCCCAAACCAGCACUCCUCGACCCAAGCUAAAUUUAACGCGACAGGUGGAACACCCCCCACAGAUGACUCGAUCAUCCAUCGAAUUGAGUCGCAAAUCCUACUCGGACAAGUCGUCAGAUCACGAUCGGGCAAGAGUCAACGGAUCUCACGCCAAUCCAUCUCGGUCAGAUGAGCAGGAAAUCACCGGAGAGGCUCGUCGCUUAGCCUGCUUCCCAGCCGGCCAAGAACGAAACAAAACACUUCCUGCCCCAAUAGAACGGUAUGACUGGCCGGCGCCACCUGCAUCUGCUGUCAUUUUGGCCGAACUGAUGCGCGAACGCAGAUGCCGACGCCGGGAACAAGCCCGCUUAAACGGAACCCUUGCAGACGAUGGAGUGGACUACGAAAGUCAGGAGGCUUUGAGUAUCGACUGCUCUUAUGACGGAGUCACGACUGCACAGGGCAACACAUCUGUUCACCAGACAUCGGGAAUUGGCCAAGCCAUACUUCGAGAAGAAGCUGAGCAAAAGCGCCGCUGUCGCUCACUUAUCCGAGGAAGAGUUCCAGAGCGUAUUCCAUCUAUCACCGGCCGCUUUUUACCGCCUCCCGGAAUGGAAACGUAA
Molecule: messenger RNA, 1826 nt
Organism: Dicrocoelium dendriticum
Lineage: Eukaryota; Metazoa; Platyhelminthes; Trematoda; Plagiorchiida; Dicrocoeliidae
Source: the annotation of a GenBank genome assembly